Messenger RNA from Saccoglossus kowalevskii, 942 nucleotides. RefSeq names its product mesotocin receptor-like. Gene Ontology annotation, biological process: cellular response to hormone stimulus; G protein-coupled receptor signaling pathway. Gene Ontology annotation, molecular function: G protein-coupled receptor activity; peptide binding. The record is from RefSeq and is a predicted model, not a curated record. Lineage: Eukaryota; Metazoa; Hemichordata; Enteropneusta; Harrimaniidae. Gene Ontology annotation, cellular component: plasma membrane.
AUGAGUGCGAACGCCAGUGCGAAUAACGACGACUAUAUUGGUAUUGACUACAACCGGCAACUUCGUCUCAUCAUCCUCGCCGUUAUGUUCAUUUUCUCGCUAAUUGGUAAUAUAGCUGUAUUCGUGUGGAUGUGGUUCAACCGUCGGUCGCGAAAUCGCAUCAAUAGUUUCAUGAUGCAUCUAUGUACGGCCGACUUGUUGGUAGCGAUCCUGGCGCUGCUUACGCAGUUCAUCGUUGAAUUGCUGGAACUGAACUGGUUGAUGGGGGAUGUUGGUUGCCGCCUAUUCAAAAUAGUGCAAUGUUUUGCUCUCUUUGCAUCUUCCAAUAUGGUAGUCGCCAUUGCUGUCGAUCGCUAUCACUCUGUCAUUUAUCCUUUCCAACAACGAAAGAACGUAAAUACCAUCAUUGUACCAUCGUGGGUUAUAGCGUUCGUCUUCUCCAUUCCCCAAGCUUUUGUGUGGCAUCUUGUAAACGACGCUAACGGCAACAAAGGAUGCCACACCUCGCUACAGAAGAAAUGGGAGAAGCAGGCUUAUUUAACCUGGGUAGGAAUGAUCGUUUUCUUCAUUCCUUUUGUAAUCAUCACGCUUUGUUAUCUCCGAAUCAUUGUCCGGCUUUGGGAAAAGAGGAACACUGUACUUCCAGGUAAGAGUGAGCGUCGCCGUAAAGCGAAGAUGAAAACCUUAAAAAUGACAUUUGUAAUCAUUUCGUUCUUCGUCAUAUGCGGGCUUCCUUAUUUCGCCCUAGACAUGUAUCGAUUUUACGGCGACUCUAGAAGCCUGGACAGAAACGCAGUAGCAGUAUUGGGUAUAUUUUCAGUAUCGCACUGCGUCGUUAAUCCGUUCAUUUUUCUAGCAUUCAAUGUGAAAUCUCCGGCAUCGUCGCAGAAAUACCAAGAAAACUCAACGGUGACAACUGCGCCAACGAAGACGUCUUUGUAG